AGUACCGUGUUUAUCUCGUCGUUAACUCUACGCUGUUUUCUGUUGUGUACUAAAUAAAUCAAUCAGAUCUCUUCAACCCCCUUUCCCUUAAUCAUUAAUUCCGGCUAUUGUCCAUUUGCCUCCGGCGAAACCCUUUUUUCCCUCUCGGAUUCUUAUCGCUUUUUUUUGGGAGUAGAAAUUUGAGGGUUUUCAAUUUCAUCGUCUCGAAAACCCUAAAAUCAGAGCUCUCCGAAAUCCUUUGAUUUCUUGAAAUUAUUGGGUUUUUAAUCUCAAUCUUCAGCUCAAUCGAGUCUUCGCAUGAUCAAACCCCGAUUUUAUAUCCCUUCACGCGAUCUGGGAUUCAGUGAUCACAAAGAAAACCUUAGGGCCUAUGGAUAUUGAUGGGAGCAAGCGAAUUUUCCGGCGGCUUGGCCCUUCACAAGGCGAUAACGGUAGUAAACAGCAGCAGAAAGUUUGUUUCCAUUGGCGAGCUGGUCGGUGCGAUAGAUUUCCGUGCCCGUUUUUACACAGGGAACUGGCUGCGCCGCCGCCUCAGACGCAAGGCUCAUUGACUAACGGUACGGCGUCGUCGAAGCGGUCUCAUGGGUACUCCGAUGAUUACCGGGGCGGGCCGCGGAGGAAUACGAAUUUUAAUAACAAUUGGGGUCGAAAUCCGGCUCAUGGCGGCGGCAACAGCACUAGAGCUGUGACGAAAACGGAGAAAAUUUGUACGUAUUGGGUUCAAGGGAGCUGUAAAUUCGGCGAUAACUGCCGCUUUUUGCAUUCCUGGAUCACGGGGAACUGCUUUUCGUUGUUGACAACACUUGAAGGCCACCAAAAGGUUGUUAGUGGAAUUGCUUUACCAUCUGGCUCAGACAAGCUCUAUUCAGGAAGUACUGAUAAGACCGUGAGAGUAUGGGAUUGCCAAUCAGGGCAGUGUGCAGGGGUUGUCAAUGUUAGUGGUGAAGUAGGUUGUAUGCUAAGUGAAGGGCCAUGGAUAUUUGUUGGCAUUACAAAUCUUGUCAAGGCGUGGAAUGCUCAAACAGCAGCAGACCUGAAUUUAACUGGUCCAGUUGGGCAAGUUUAUUCCAUUGUUGUGGGUAAUGAUAUGCUCUUUGCUGGUACAGAGGAUGGGAUAUUAGCAUGGAAAUUUAAUGUGGCCACCAACUGUUUUGAGCCAGCUGCAUCACUCAAGGGUCACUCUCAUCAUGUUGUGUCACUGGUUGUAGGAGGCAAUAGACUGUAUUCUGGUUCCAUGGAUAACACUAUAAGAGUAUGGAGCCUUGAAACUUUGCAGUGCCUACAGAUUUUGACGGGUCACACCAGCGUUGUGAUGUCAGUUCUUUGUUGGGACCAGUUUCUUUUAUCAUGUUCUUUGGACAAAACAGUAAAAGUCUGGGUUGCUAACGAGAGCGGGAGCUUGGAAGUGACAUACACCCACCAGGAAGAACAUGGAGUGCUAGCCCUGUGUGGAAUGCAUGAUGCAGAGGCCAAGCCGGUACUGCUUUGCUCUUGCAAUGACAAUACAGUUCAUGUGUAUGAUCUUCCAUCCUUUUCUGAGAGGGGGAAGAUAUUCUCCAAAGAGGCAAUACGUUGCAUAGAGAUUGGCCCUGGUGGUUUGUUUUUCACGGGUGACGAAUCAGGUCAAGUACGAGUGUGGAAGUGGUUGGCGGAAACGACUACGGCAGCAUAAGGGGCAACUAAAUUCAUUUACCGUAACGUAUUUCUAUUGUUAUGGUCUGUAUAUUUUCCCCCUUCACUCAUUUAUGAGCUCAUGAAGAAGGCAUAAGAUAAGGAAUAGCAGUUUUGAUCUGUUAGCGAUGGCAGUCAUUAGCUUGUCAGAGUAGGCGGCUCCUUCUCCUUGUACCUGUUCCGAGGAAAGGUUGGGGAGUAUAAGAGUAUUUCUCCUGUUCUUUCCUUAAAAUCUAGAAAUAAUGGUAUUCUUGUAAUUUUCGAAUGAGGCCCUUAUUAAUGUCUCUCUGAUAUACGACCCCAGAUUACAUUUCCUGAAUUAUUUUGAUAUGGGUGUUGCAUUGAGGAUGUUGUAACUCUUCUUUUGAUUGCUUAUGAGCUUUCUCUGGUCCCUGUGGCUGUGAUUAGUGAUAGUGCAAGUGAAAUUCCUGUUUUGUACUCUUUUCAGAAAAUUGCACAUUUCUGUUA
Ipomoea triloba (trilobed morning glory) is the source of this 2139-nucleotide messenger RNA. Its product is annotated as zinc finger CCCH domain-containing protein 48-like. Gene Ontology annotation, molecular function: metal ion binding; protein binding. The record is from RefSeq and is a predicted model, not a curated record. Bases 371 to 1672 code for a protein of 433 amino acids. NCBI's taxonomy places the organism in Eukaryota, Viridiplantae, Streptophyta, Magnoliopsida, Solanales, Convolvulaceae. The transcript is spliced from 8 exons.